Gasterosteus aculeatus aculeatus (three-spined stickleback) is the source of this 3651-nucleotide messenger RNA. Its product is annotated as CD166 antigen homolog A. Gene Ontology annotation, cellular component: plasma membrane. Lineage: Eukaryota; Metazoa; Chordata; Actinopteri; Perciformes; Gasterosteidae. The record is from RefSeq and is a predicted model, not a curated record. Gene Ontology annotation, biological process: cell adhesion.
UCAAUUACCUGUUCCCUUCCCACAGCACCGACGCGAGCGCGAGUUGGCGAGCACAUGCCACGCGGACAGGAGAACGUCUGAACUGCACGCCGGCUGCACGCGCUAAACGAGGAGCAUUCCAGUUGAAUCUUUGAGAAGAAAAAGAAACACAGAGAAACUCCACCAAGUGGUUUAACAGAAGCUCCCCCAACCUGAAACAAGCGGGCGACCGAGGAUCUGAGAGACCUGCGAGGAUGCACUUGUUGUCCGCCAGCCGCGUGCGCGUGUUCCUCUGGGCCGCGCUCCUCCACCAAGCCAGCAGUUUGGAGACGGUUAUCGGCCUGUAUGGAGAAACAUUUGAGAUCCCCUGCAACAAUGGAGCCAUAAAAUCAGAGGACAUCAUAAUGACUAAAUGGAAAUAUGACAAAGGAGAGGGGACUCCGGGAGACCUGCUGGUCAAGCAGAAGAAUCAGAACGUCUCAAUCAGCGCCACUGAUGAAUACAAGGAUCGCAUUCGCUUGGCUGAAAACUCCAGCCUGCUGCUGUCUGCGGCCAAGCUGAGCGACCAGCGCACCUUCACCUGCAUGGUGGUGGCCGGCGCCGACAUCACAGAAUAUCCGGUUCACGUGGUGAUCUACAAGACGGCGGCGGGCCUUGAGAUUUCGGACAGAGCCGAGGAACUAGAGAUCGGCAAACUUACAAAGCUUGGGACAUGCGUUGCAAAAGACUCUAACCCAGCUGCAAAUAUAACAUGGCUCAAGAACAACUCACCCCUGGAGGCUGAUGGGAAAGGGAUAUCCAUCAAAGCCUCGGUGCUGGUGAACCCCGCUACUGGCCUCUCAACGACCACUUCCACACUGGAGUACUCGGCGCAGAAGGAAGACACCGGCGCCGAGUUCACCUGCAGCACUAAGCCCACCGUGGGCUCAGAGCUGUUCUCCCCUCCAGCAACCUUCACCAUCACCUACUCCACAGAGAACAUCGUGCUUCAGGUUACCGCUCAGGACCCUCUGGUAGAAGGCGACAACGUGACUUUGAAGUGUGUGGCAGACGGCAACCCGCCUCCUACUGCCUUUAACUUCUACCUGAAGGGGGCGUUGGUGAAAGUUGAAAAUGCAAAUUCUUACACCAUCAAGAAUGUCACGCGUAACACGAGUGGGGAGUACAAAUGCUCUCUUAUCGACGACCCGUCAAUGGAAGCAUCAAAGGAAAUCACCGUCAACUACCUAGACAUCGAUUUAAGCCCCUCUGGAAACAUCGUCAAGAACGCCGGUGACGCCUUGGAUCUAUCGCUCCAGAUUGACGCCUCUGGAAUCUCGGCGGUCUCUUGGAAGAAGGACAAUGUUGUAUUGGAUGAAGAGCCCAACUUUGCCGAGCUGACUUACACUGACUCUGGGCGCUAUGAGUGUGAGGUGAAGAUGGGGGGGCUCAGCCAGAAAGCUUUCAUCGAGCUGACUGUCGAAGGUGUUCCAGUUAUCAAACGGCUGAUCAAAAAGCGCGGUGAAGACGGGAGACACAAAGUCCUGAUCUGUGAGGUUGAAGGAUCUCCAAAGCCGGCUGUUUCCUGGAGCAUCAACGGCACCUCGCUCGAUGAGAGUCCCUUUGUCAACGGGAAGAUAACGCACAAGAUCACAGUUGUGCCUACCGCAAAUCUUACUGUCUCGUGUACGGUGUCCAAUGAGUUUGGCGUGGACAGUAGGACUAUAAAUGUGUCAUCCCUAAAUGAGGAGGUGAGAAUGGAUAAACAAGACCAAUCAGACGAUAACGACCAAACCAAGUUGGUGGUUGGCGUUGUGGUCGGUCUCCUUGUUGCCGCUUCGGUUAUUGCCCUUGCCUACUUAGUCUACAUGAAGAAAUCCAAGCAAGGAAGCUGGAAGACCGGCGAAAAGGAGGACGGGUCCUCUGAGGAGGAGAAAAAACUGGAGGAGAAAGUGGAAGAGAACAGCCAAAAAGCUGAGGUGUAAAGAAAAGUGAACGUCUCCUGGAAAUGUGAAAGUUGGAACGUGAAACUUUUACACAAAAAAACAAGUGUACAUUGGGACGAAGACGCUUUGGAUUUGGUUUCAGGGAAGAUUUGACAAAAAAGCAUAUCCAAAUACCCCCCCCUCAACGCUUCAAACCAUCACUCCAUUCCAAGAAAAAGAAGAAAAAAAAGAAAGAAAGACGGAAUGCAUACUGAAUGCGGAAUACAUAACUUGUCUGCACUACUGAUACACGUGUAAACUUGUCCACUAUUAGGACUGGAAUGGAAUUUGGGAAACUGAGAUAACGCAGAUCUUUUUUUUUUUCAUUUUGCUAGUUGAUGCAAGUAGAAUUGCUACUAGACCAGUUGCCUUUGCCGUAAGGAUGUGUAGGCCUGCAUUAGUCUGACCGUUCGGCCCUCCGAAGGGACAUCACCGCCACCGCUUUUUAGCUUCACGUCGCCACAGUCGAACCGCCUCUGCCUUCAACAUCCGUGUGCUAAAUGUGUUUAUCGGAGCAUUUCUUCCAGUUUGUCUCCUCAGCCGUAAAAUAAUGUUGAACUAGAGAGGAAAUUCCUGAAAGGUUUACGGGUUAUGGGGGUUAAACUCGACAUUAGUUGCAGAUGGUGAUAUGAUUUACACUGCAGGAAGUGAGCGAGUUCUUUGGCAUUACAUGAUUUUUGAUUUUUUUUUUGUUCUUUGAUCGUGUGUACCUCUUUGCAAAGUAAUCAAGAUUAAAAAAAAAGAAGAAACUCAGUUUAUUUUUCCCAUUUAUUUUUUUCAAAUGUACUGUACAUUCGACACAUAACCACUGUGUAAGACAGGCAUGUAGAUUAUUGAGCAAAAGUUUAGGGUACUCAUGCUGUUGGCUGUACAGAUUGUUUUACAUUUUGUUUUCACGCAUAAUAACUCAUUUAGCCUGUUGUAGUGAAAGAAAGUUUCAUGGCUGUAAGUGAAUUCUCUAUUUGUUCCACAUUAGUGUAUGAUUGUUUAUUGUGUAGCAUUUUUGGGACGGAGCACGCAGAGAGGACCAGGUGUUUAUCUUAAAGUAGCCGUCACGAUAAAUUUGCCUUCUUUUAAAUACCAACCUGUAGUUGCUUCAGUUUGUGAUGUGCAUUAUAGUUCCUGCUUUCGUGUCAGAUUUGUGUAGAAUACGAUGGAAUACGCGCGGCUGUACAUUUCACAAAUUUGGUCGUUUUUAAGAGCGUUUACUCAAUUUGAAAAUGUAUCAAGACUGGGAUGUUAUUGUGAAGUAUGUGAAUUUAAUUUUCUUUUUGCUAUUUAUAUUGUAAAAAAUGUCCAGGUAGGCAAAUUCAAUAAUGUCCAUGUAAUUCAUAGCUUGGAUUGAAACAGUCGAUAAAAUGCUUGCAGACAUUACUAAGGUGUAAUUAAGUUGCGAGUCCUCCGUAGUUGGCUCAGCGUCAGGUUGAACACUGGAUUCACAGCAUGUGAUAGUCUCACACCUCCAAGCUGCUGUUUGUAAAACCAUCAAAUUGGAAGAAUGACCAAAGAAAGUGAACAUUGCCAUGCAAGUAUUGUAAAUACCUGAUGUUUGUUUUUGUACUUUUGUUUAAAAUAAAGUGUACAUUUGGAAAAAACCUGUCCACUGAAUAUUAAUUAUGUUACAGUUUCCACAUUUGUCAUCUUUGAAAUAAAGAGCAACAUGGUUUUGAAAUGUGUUUCACCUCUGGGAAUAAAAUAAGCAUUUGUU